AUGAUCUUCCUCAAGCUUCCACUGCUCUUGGGCGCCGUGAUGCUGGCCAUGAUGGGCGGCUCCGGUGUCAUGGCCGCCACCAGCCGCCCUCUUCGGUGCAUCAUGUAUCUGACUGGCCAGCACCCGGUUGCGCCCCAAAUCGACCAGCUCGACCAUGUCACGCAUGUUGCCCUGGCAUUCAUGAGUCCCAGCAUCUUCAACGAUCCUCUGAACCAAGAAUGGCCUUUGUUCACCACCGUCCAUCAUGUCCGCCCCCGCUUCCCCAACCACACAAAGGUCUUGAUCGCCAUUGGCGGCUGGGGCGACACCAUUGGCUUCUCCGUGGCCGCCUUGAACGACGAAACGCGCACUCUGUUCGCCGCCAAUGUUGCCAAGAUGGUGGAGGCCACGGGCGCUGAUGGUGUCGACGUCGACUGGGAGUACCCCGGAGGCAACGGUGAAGACUACAAGCAAAUCCCCAACUCGGACAAGCGCUGGGAGAUUGCCGCCUACCCCCUCUUGCUCCAGGAACUGCGCGCUGCCCUCGGCCCCGACAAGGUCAUCUCAGCCGCCGUUCCGGGCUUGCACCGCGACAUGCUGGCCUUCACCCGCGAGACCGUCCCCCGCAUCAUGCGCCAUGUCGACUUUCUCAACGUCAUGACGUACGACAUGAUGAACCGUCGCGACACCGUCACCAAGCACCACACCGGCGUCGAGCUGAGCCUCCAGGCCGUCGAUGCCUACGUGGCCGCCGGUGCCGCCCCCCAGAAGCUGAACCUCGGCUUUGCCUUUUACCUCAAAUACUUCAAGACCGAGCAAGACGCCUGCGCCCAAACGUCACCAGUGGGCUGCCCCACCGUUGAGAUGGAAGAUCCCGUAUCGGGAGCCGAUCUGGGCCGCUCUGGUGCCUUUUCCUGGCACGACGACGUGCCAAAGCAUCUCCGUGCUUCCUAUGAUAGGGCUCUAGCCCAGGGAGUUUACGACCAUGACCAGGGCGGCUACUACUACUGGGACCCCACCGAGGCACUGUGGUGGACGUUCGAUACCCCGGAUGCCAUCAAGCAAAAGUUCCCCAAGGUCAUGGAGAAGCGCCGGCUGGGAGGCGUUUUUGCUUGGGGCCUAGGCGAAGAUGCCCCCAACUACGAGCACCUGGCCGCGCUGAACGAGGGUCUGGCCAAGUUGAAGGGACAAGUUACUGAUGAGAGGGAUGAGUUAUAG
This is a messenger RNA of Neurospora hispaniola, 1197 nucleotides long. Its product is annotated as glycoside hydrolase superfamily. The transcript is spliced from 2 exons. Gene Ontology annotation, cellular component: extracellular region. Gene Ontology annotation, biological process: carbohydrate metabolic process; chitin catabolic process. NCBI's taxonomy places the organism in Eukaryota, Fungi, Ascomycota, Sordariomycetes, Sordariales, Sordariaceae. The record is from RefSeq and is a predicted model, not a curated record. Gene Ontology annotation, molecular function: chitinase activity; chitin binding. Bases 1 to 1197 code for a protein of 398 amino acids.